Messenger RNA from Marasmius oreades (fairy-ring Marasmius), 765 nucleotides. RefSeq lists its product as uncharacterized. The coding region runs from base 1 to 765 and encodes 254 amino acids. The record is from RefSeq and is a predicted model, not a curated record. Lineage: Eukaryota; Fungi; Basidiomycota; Agaricomycetes; Agaricales; Marasmiaceae. The transcript has 8 exons.
AUGUAUAUCAUCAUGAGGUAUGGAAACAUCAUGGAACAGGGGAUUACCUUGGCAUUCUAUCUUUGGCGUGGUCCUCCGAUAUCGUUUUGCAAGACCUGGUUUUACAUCGACGAAUGGGUGGCGUAUGGGCUGUUCAUUCCCACUAAAAUCUUCUUAGGACUGCGCACAUACGCGUUGUAUCGUGGACAGGCAGCCCCACUCUUCUACAAAUGGCUUAUUGCGUCUUUAGUCAUUGCUCACACCAUCGUACUGUUCAUUUCGCUCGGCCUAGUAACAAGAGACAUACGAUUCGCGAACACCUUCCCUUUCCCGAACUUACCGUGCUCAUUCAGUUUCAAAUCGAGUCCUUACACCGCAGGCCUAAUUCAAUUCGUGGGGUCUGUGAUUUUCAACAUUUCUCUCUUCCUCCUUACAGGUUAUCGCGCAAUCACCUAUUUUAAGGAGGGAAACCGAAGAAUUACCAGCGUAAUAUUACGAGAUGGGCUAUUUUACACGGCAGUGCUUUGCUGUACAAAUGUCAUGACGAUCAUUUUAUACACGUCCAUGACUCCGACGCUUCGCGCAUUGCUCGUGGCACCUACAAAGUCAUUAGCGGUCAUUAUCACGUCCCGCAUCGUUCUCAACUUGCGGAAAAUUGUUUUGAAACCAGGCAUCACCUUAGGGAAUCUCAGCAGGCAGACGGAUCUCAACCUUGAUGGAAUCCGAAGCCUGGAACCAAUCGCCUUCGGCGAGCGGCGUGUCUCUCAAGGUGUGGAGGAGUACUAA